Molecule: messenger RNA, 1670 nt
Organism: Hyalella azteca
Lineage: Eukaryota; Metazoa; Arthropoda; Malacostraca; Amphipoda; Hyalellidae
Gene: Prp31
Product: U4/U6 small nuclear ribonucleoprotein Prp31
Exons: 3
Coding region: 59-1576 (505 amino acids)
Biological process (GO): mRNA splicing, via spliceosome; spliceosomal tri-snRNP complex assembly
Cellular component (GO): U4 snRNP; U4/U6 x U5 tri-snRNP complex; precatalytic spliceosome
Source: RefSeq, a predicted model, not a curated record
AUAAAUAUUUGUUUUUCUUCACAGAUCAGUGCUUAAGGUUCUACUUCAAUUUUUCAAAAUGUCUUUAGCUGAUGAGCUGCUCAAUGACUUUGAAGAUGGUGAUGAUGAGAUCUUGGAAAAUGAGGUCAAAACUGAAAUUAAAACAGAACCCAUGGAGGAUAGUGAGAGUUCUGAUGUUUUCAAAAUCCCUUUUCCUGUUGAUUCCUCAACAUCAAAGAUCAAAGGGGGCCUCACCUCAGUGCGUCAGGUAGCAAAACUCUGGGACUCAGAUAAGCUUAAAAAUAUUAAAGAUCAGGUUGAAGCGUUUGCUACAAAGAUCAGGAAAUCUGAUGAUUUAAAGGGGUCUGUGGAGAUGGAUCCCGAAUAUCAACUCAUUGUUGAAGCCAAUAAUGUUUCAGUUGAUAUUGAUAAUGAAAUAGGUAUUAUUCACAAAUUUGUUAAGGAAAAAUAUUCAAAAAGGUUUCCUGAACUGGAAUCGCUUGUUUUAAAUCCACAAGAAUAUUUGUAUGCUGUUCGUGAACUUGGCAAUGACAUUGACAAGGUAAAAAACAGUGAAGUAUUGUGUCAGUUCUUAACUCAGGCCACUAUCAUGGUUGUGAGUGUUACAGCUUCUGCCACUCAAGGCACAAUGCUUACAAACCAAGAGCUGGAUUCAAUAGAAGAGGCGUGCAUGCUGGCACAAGAUCUCAACAUGCUUAAGAUGAGGAUAUUUGAGUAUGUUGAGAGCAGGAUGAACCUAUUUGUUCCUAACCUGUCAAACAUUGUUGGUUCCAACACUGCUGCUAAACUCUUGGGUUCUGCCGGUGGUCUCACUAACCUCUCACGAAUGCCUUCAUGUUAUGUGCUCAUGGUUGGCAAAGAGAAGAAGAGUCAACUGGGGCUCUCACAAACCACAAUAAAGCCUCACACUGGCCACAUCUACUACUGUCCUUUGGUACAGGAAGCUCCUCCAGAUUUACGCAGCAAGAUGGCUCGCCUGGUUGCCAAUAAAUCAACUAUUGCGGCCCGCAUUGAUAGCCUGCACGCGUAUCCUGAUGGCUCAGAAGGGCUUCGACUGCGCGAAGAAAUUGAGAAGAAGCUCGACAAGCUGCAAGAACCUCCCCCAGUGAAGGCUGUCAAGGCACUACCCGCACCCAUCGACGUGCCAGGCAAGAAGAGGGGCGGCCGGCGCGUGCGUAAAAUGAAGGAGCGAAUGGCAGUCACUGACUUCAGGAAGGCUGCGAACCGAAUGACGUUCGGCGAGAUGGAGGAAGACCUGUACCAGGAUGACCUGGGGUACACGCGCGGCCAGAUCGGCAAGGGCGGCGCCGGUCGCAUCAGGAAAGUCACAGUGGACGAGAAGACGCGCGUGCGUAUCUCCAAGAACCUGCAGAAGGAGGUAGCGCGGCAGAACAGCUACGCGUCUGGUGGCGCGACUACAGUCAAGAGGCAGGUCGCCGGUACCGCCUCCAGCGUCGCCUUCACGCCCCUGCAAGGCCUUGAGAUCGUCAACCCUCAAGCCGCUGACAACAGCCAUGCCAAGGCCGGCAAUAAAUAUUUCUCUAAACUCCUCAACUUCAAGAAUGUUAAACCAUAAAUCUUAAGAUUGUGCUACCGUCGCCUAAAUCCUUCACUUCCUGCCGGACUCAUUUUCAUAAGAAACUAUGUUUUAAUAUAACACGAGAACGCAU